CUCAUGCAUUUCGCGCUUCACGCAUGUUACCUCUGUCCUGGGUGAGCAGGCUCCUCAAAUUUCGACACACGAGGCCGUUUGAUCUUUUCUGAUCUUCCCUUCCGCUUCUGCCUCCUCGAAUUUAACUUUACUCACCCCCCGCCUCAAUCCACUACUCAACCCCACGAACGUUGAACUACCAAUAACAAUGCAGGUGGAAUUCUCAGCGAUAGAGGUUGCUGGAGAGGCGAAUCCUCUCACAGAGGGAAUACUGAUUCACGUGCUGCGCUCAGCUGCAUCUGCAGAUCCGCAUCAAGUUCAGUCUGGCACAAAGCAGCUGCAACAAUGGGAGAAGGCACGGGGCUAUUAUCCGUUGCUUCAAUCUGUAUUUAUCGAGAAAUCCCUCCCAUGGGAAGUUCGCUACCUCGCAAUCAUUCAGCUUAAGAAUGGUAUCGACAAAUACUGGCGCAAAACUGCAACGAAUGCAGUCACCAAGGAGGAUAAGGCAGCCAUACGAGCCAGGCUACUCGAGAGCGGCGUGAAUGAGGCAGACCAACGACUCGCGCUACAAAAUGCAUUAGUUGUCGCAAAGAUCGUCCGGUUUGAAUUUCCCAAUGACUGGCCCGAUCUUUUUCAACAACUACUCCAGAUCCUCCGUUCCUCAACCGAACCAGGCGCUUACCGAUUGCUUCUCCCUCGAGCGCUGCUGAUAAUUCUACAUAUCGUGAAGGAGCUGUCUACUGGACGUCUCCUUAGAACGCGACAGACGUUACAAACCGUGGCACCAGAAACCUUCAACUUACUCGGAAACAUAUACGUCAACAAGGUACAGAGCUGGCAGCGGUUCUUCCGCGAAGGUGGAGAUGAUGAAGCCGGAGCUAUCGAGGACAUCGAGAACAGCCUCCUGAUCAUCAAGGCAAUUCGUCGUUUGGUCAUUGCUGGCUACGACUUUCCUGGCCGCGAAAAGGAAGUCCAGGAGUUUUGGACCCUAUCUCGGACACACUUUGGAGAGUUCCUCCAAUAUGUGGUCUACGAAGAUUCCCCGUUGGCGCCCAGCGUGCGAAAGCUCAUUGAGAAACUCCUUAUGCAACUAUCUAAAUUCCACCUUGCCAUGUCAACGACGCACCCGACAGGCUUUAUACUCCUCCCAAACACGAUAGACCUCGUCCGCGACUAUUGGGCUCUGGUCGCAAAACUUGGUGAAUCUUGGGGAUCCAAAUCAUUGGACAGUGCAAAGGUUGGCACUGAUGGUGACGAGGAAGAUGAUGCUCCUAUUCUUGAGCGUUUAGGCUUGAAGGGACUGCUCGUCAUUCGUGCGUGUGUAAAGAUGGUGUUCUACCCAGCCCAAACCUUCCGUUAUCAGCAUCCUCAGGACAAGGGAGAGAAGACACAAGCCAUUGCUCUGGUCAAAUCUCAGCUUUUAACCGACGAUCUGGUUCGCGAAAUUGUAUCCGCUUUGGUAACUCGCUUCUUCGUCUUUAGACCAAGUGACCUUCGCAUGUGGGAGGAAGAGCCCGAUGAGUGGGAGAAGAUGGAGGAAGGUGGCGAGGAUUGGGAAUUUGCAAUCCGUCCUUGCGCUGAAAAGCUGUUCUUGGAUCUCGCAAAGAAUUUCAAAGACUUGAUCAUCCAGCCACUGUUGCAAGUUUUUCAGCAAGUUGCGACAACGGAGAACGAAGACAUACUCUUCAAGGACUCGGUAUACACAGCAAUCGGUCUUGCUGCAGACAUUCUACUCGAUCACCUAGACUUUAACGCGUUCAUAACCAACACACUAGUUGCAGAAGCUCAAAAGCAGAAGCCUGGGUUCAACAUCAUUCGACGACGAAUCGCCAUCAUCAUUUCUCAAUGGAUUGCGAUCAAAAUUGCAGACUCACAGAAGCCGAUUGUUUAUCAAAUCUUCCAACACCUACUGGACAAGAGCGACCCACUCAACGACCAGGUCGUGCGCGUCACCGCCGGUAGAAAGUUCUAUGAUGUGGCAAACGAGUGGGAGUUCAAGGCUGACAACUUCCUCCCAUACGCUCCUGCCAUUCUAGAAAGACUUAUGGCCUUGGUCCAAGAAGUAGAACUUCCUGAGACCAAGAUGGGUCUUUUGAGUACAAUCAGUAUCGUUGUCGAGAGGCUGGAACAUCACAUUACUCCGUACGCCAACAGUAUCAUUGCACUUCUGCCACCCCUUUGGGAACAAUCCGGCGACGAACAUCUUAUGAAACAAGCUAUUCUCACACUUCUAGCUCGCUUAACAAACGCGAUGAAGGCAGAGUCUCGCUCGUUCCACGUGUCGUUCCUUCCCAUCAUUCAAUCAGCCAUUGAGCCGAAUUCGGACACGCAGGUGUAUCUCCUUGAGGAUGCACUAGAUCUAUGGGCAUCAAUUAUUGCCCAAACACCGUCCGCGCCCGAGGCUCCGCCUCCCGAGUUACUGAAUCUUUUACAAUACCUCAUACCACUGUAUUCGUUGGAUAAUGACACCCUCCGGAAAUCGCUCGAGAUCACCGAAGCGUACCUCCUUCUUUCACCAUCUGCUGUCCUCGCAGACAAUUUCCGUACUACUCUUCUUUCCUCAUUAGCAGAGCUCAUCGGCUCUCUAAAACCUGACGCGAAUGGAAUGGUAACUCAUCUUGUUGAAUGCGUAGUCCGUGGCGCAGAUGGAUUCGGCGGCGAAGAAGCUGUCAAGGUAGUUGUGGGUGAUCUGAUCUCCACCGGCUUUCUCGCAAAGCUGCUAGAAGGUCUACACGGCGCAUGGGUACACCACCAGUCGCAUGGUCCCAAUCGCGAAUUGCCCUCUCGAGCGGUCGAUGGUGUCGUGGAAACCGAUUACUUCACCGUGCCUGCACGGAUUGGCCUCGCAUCGCCUACGGUCCUGCUCCAAGCAUUGCAGUCUGUAUCCAACAACGAGCUUGAGAAGACCCUUGAUUGGCUGUUGGAAGAAUGGUUUGGCCACAUGGACAACAUUGGAGACUCUCCCAACCGAAAGCUGAUGACAUUGACGUUCACGCGGUUUUUAGAGACCGGUCAGCCCUGGAUUUUGAGUAGGCUACAAAACCUCAUGGUGGUCUGGACGGACGUGCUUGGAGAGUUGCUGGACGGCUGUGAUGAUCGCAGUGCUGAUUCUCUUCAUUGGCCACCAGAACCAGCGCUACAAAACAGCGAACCAGAAGCCCCAGAAGACGUCCGCAAGCGCGAACUUAUCUAUAGCGACCCCAUCCACCGCUUCAAUCUCGUCACUUACAUCCAGGAGAGAUUACAGAGGGCUAUCCAAGAAAGUGGAGGCGAAGCAAGGUUUCAGGAGGAGUGGCUCAGUCGUGUGGACAAAGACGUCUUGAAGGGAUUCUCGGAGUUGGGCAUCAUGUGAGGAAGGACACGCUCAGCAUUUCAAGCGAAUGUACCGCUACAUUUUCAUGGCUUGCGGGAUCUGCUAGACGGUCUUCCGCUGUAUGAGUGGUCGAGGAGAUGCGCAUAUCACAUUUGAGCGACGUAGACUAUUCCCCGUAGAUAGCUGCCACAACGUGGAUAAUUCAAUAACUGAUAUUCCUUACA
Molecule: messenger RNA, 3516 nt
Organism: Aaosphaeria arxii CBS 175.79
Lineage: Eukaryota; Fungi; Ascomycota; Dothideomycetes; Pleosporales
Product: ARM repeat-containing protein
Exons: 7
Coding region: 188-3331 (1047 amino acids)
Biological process (GO): protein import into nucleus
Cellular component (GO): nuclear envelope; cytosol
Molecular function (GO): small GTPase binding
Source: RefSeq, a predicted model, not a curated record